Messenger RNA from Trichosurus vulpecula (common brushtail), 1308 nucleotides. It is a transcript of the gene RHAG, whose product is annotated as Rh associated glycoprotein. The coding region runs from base 1 to 1308 and encodes 435 amino acids. The record is from RefSeq and is a predicted model, not a curated record. The transcript has 10 exons. Gene Ontology annotation, cellular component: plasma membrane. Gene Ontology annotation, biological process: ammonium transmembrane transport; ammonium homeostasis. NCBI's taxonomy places the organism in Eukaryota, Metazoa, Chordata, Mammalia, Diprotodontia, Phalangeridae. Gene Ontology annotation, molecular function: ammonium channel activity.
AUGUCACUGGUCUUUGAUACCAACAUGAGGUUCAAAUUCCCAAUUUUGGCCAUAUGCUUGCAGUUCUCUAUGAUCAUUUUAUUUGGAUUUUUUGUUGGCUAUGAAAAUCAGGAGCCAUAUGUCCAGCAGAAUAACAGCACCAAUCAGACUGGCAGAUUCCUUGAGCUAUACCCCUUGUUCCAGGAUGUCCACGUGAUGAUCUUCACAGGUUUUGGAUUCCUCAUGACCUUCCUGAAGAAAUAUGGCUUCGGCAGUGUGGGCAUCAACCUGCUGAUUGCUGCCCUGGGUCUGCAGUGGGGCACCCUCAUGCAGGGGAUAUUACAUCACCACAAGGAAUUUCACAUUGGCAUCAAAAACAUGAUAAAUGCAGAUUUCAGUACAGCCACAGUUUUGAUUUCCUUUGGAGCUGUCCUAGGGAAAACAAGCCCAGUCCAGAUGCUAAUCAUGGUGAUUUUAGAAAUUGCUGUCUUUGCAGCCAAUGAGUAUCUUGUGGGUGAAAUACUGAAGGCCACCGAUAUUGGAGCAUCAAUGAUUAUUCAUGCCUUUGGAGCUUAUUUUGGUUUGGCAGUAGCAAUUGUCUUAUAUCGGCCAGGUCUCAGGAAAAGAAAGCAUGAUAAUGAAGAGUCUGUGUACCACUCGGAUUUGUUUGCUAUGAUUGGUACACUUUUUCUUUGGAUGUUCUGGCCCAGUUUUAACUCUGCAAUUGCUGAUGCUGGAAACCACCAGUACCUGGCUAUUGUGAACACGUAUUUCUCACUAGCUGCCUGUGUGCUCACUGCCUUUGCACUCUCCAGCCUUGUUGAGCACCGUGGAAAACUCGAUAUGGUUCACAUUCAAAAUGCAACCCUUGCAGGAGGAGUAGCUGUAGGCACCUGUGCAGACAUGGCAAUCCAGCCCUAUGGUGCUAUGCUAAUUGGUAGCAUUGCUGGGAUUGUCUCUGUCCUUGGAUUCAAAUUUCUAACACCAAUUUUUGCUACCAAACUGAGGAUUCAUGAUACAUGUGGUGUUCACAAUUUACAUGGUUUACCUGGAGUGAUUGGGGGCAUUGCAAGCAUUGUGGCAGUAGCCUUGGGAGCCACUGAUAAGACCACUAUGGCCAUGCAGGCAGCUGCCCUGGGUACUUCCCUAGGAACGGCAAUUGUUGGAGGACUAUUAACUGGUUUAAUUCUAAAGAUACCGGUAUGGGGAGAGCCACCGGACCAAAAUUGCUAUGAUGACUCUGUUUACUGGGAGGUUCCUGAAGCCACAGAACAUAAAUAUUAUUUUCGUGAAAGUGGUGACCACAGCCAGCUGCAGCCAGAAGCCUAA